AAGUCAACUACCUCAGUGUCAACUAUGAAUAUUUUUUAGGAUGCAAAUGCAAGCCUUUGCUUGCUUUCAUCAUAACAUUUAUCAUUAUUUAUUUGUAUUUAUGAUAACGCAAUCAUGUUUAUGUCAGAUAUUAGAGCAACCAGUGCCAAUAAAUGAAAGUUUGUUAGUACCCCGAGUGGUAAACGGACGUCCUGCACAACUAGGCGACGUUCCUUAUCAGAUAGGUUUUAAAACUUUGAAGUCGCGAGUGCAACACAUCUACUCAACAUUCUGUGGUGGGGUCAUCAUUGCGCCGAGCAAACUAUUAUCCGCUGCACACUGCUUCGAAGCAAAACAGAGUGCCUGUUUUUCUAAAUCUGUUAUUAUUUCUGGAAAGGCUUUAACUCGCAAAUUUGCCGUGGCUGGUACUUUGCUUAACGACGAGAAAUACCGCGCAGACAGCAGUAGUGGAAGCCAGUGGCGCCGCCUCAAAAUGGUGGUGUACCCAGCUAAAUACAAAUUUCCGAAACACGACAUAUGCGUAGUGAUCACCAUCAAACCUUUCUUCUUUAACGGUAACGUUGCACCAAUUCCGAUUGCAUCAAGGUUUAUAGAUUAUAAGGGCACAUGUUUGGUUUCGGGAUACGGAAGAUUGAGUCCAGCAUUUUCAAAGCAAAAGUUACAAUCCGAUAAAUUGAUGUUAGCAGAUUUGGACAUCAUUCCAACCUAUUACUGCAGUAGGAGACACAACCGAAAUAUGAGACAUUUCAUCUGCACAACUAACCAAGUGUCCGAUACUGCGCAGGGCGACUCCGGUGGUCCAUUGGUCUGUUAUAAAUCGGGAGACCCUAAGGACUUAGGUAAAGGCGUGGUAGUUGGCGUCGUAAGUGGGAGCAGAAAACACGCUGGCUCAUUCUUCACAAGAGUGUCUUCUUUCUACAAAUACAUAAUGAGUAACAAAGCCGAUUGUAUAUCACUUACUCCUUAUUGUCUCAUAUUUACUACAAUAAAUUAUGGAUUUUAUUUAUUUUGUUCGUGUUUCAUUUGGUUGUUUUUUUUUAGCAGUCAGUAG
Chilo suppressalis (striped riceborer) is the source of this 1051-nucleotide messenger RNA. The record is from the annotation of a GenBank genome assembly. Lineage: Eukaryota; Metazoa; Arthropoda; Insecta; Lepidoptera; Crambidae.